AUAUUCCUGUUCUUCUGGCCUUUAUCUUCUGCUAUGUAUUUUCAUGUAGCAGAAAAAGAAGAGAAGUGCCUUAUAGAAGAUCUUCCAGCAGAGACACUGGUCACAGGCCGUUACAAGAUACAGAAAUGGGAUAUUAAAGAACACGACUUCCUCCCGUCUGCGCCUGGACUAGGAAUGGUUGUGACAAUUACAGCACCAAAUGGAGAGGUAUUGCUGUCAAAGUUAUACGGGCCGGAUGGGAAAUUCACUUUCACUUCUCAUUCUCCCGGAGAACACACAAUCUGCAUGCAGUCCAAUUCAACAAACCUUAUAGCUUUUGUUUCAAAUAAAUUGCGUAUUCACUUUGAUGUACAAGCAGGAGAAAACCCACUCGAUUUUCAUAUGAUAAAUGCAAAAGACAAAGUUAAAGCGGUAACAUAUGGCCUUGAACACCUUAGAGGAGAAAUCAACCAUAUCAUCAAACAACAGGAAUAUCAAAGGGAGAGAGAGGAGAAUUACAGACUAAAGAGCGAAGAAACGAACAAUAAUGUGUUGUGGUGGGCUAUUAUACAAACUGCGAUCCUAACAUCUGUUGGUAUAUGGCAAAUCAAACACUUUAAGGAUUUUCUGAUUGCCAAAAAGGUUGUAUGAAACGGUCUUAAAAAACUCAACAAAAUGUUAAUAGGAUAUAAUACUAUGAACAUGACAUUGUGUUUUAAUGUCAAAAUUAGAAUAUUUAGAGCAAAUUUAUAUUUGGAACAACAGUUUAUGUUUAUGUUCUGAUUAUUCAUACAGUUUUUCACUCUCUGAACCACAUUUUACAAAUAAAAAUCGAAAUGAUAUAAAUAUAAAUUGAGCUCACACUGAAA
Molecule: messenger RNA, 848 nt
Organism: Xenopus laevis (African clawed frog)
Lineage: Eukaryota; Metazoa; Chordata; Amphibia; Anura; Pipidae
Product: transmembrane emp24 domain-containing protein 11
Exons: 5
Source: RefSeq, a predicted model, not a curated record